CCAGGGCAGCCAGGAUACCCAGGUCAACCAGGUACACCAGGACAACCAGGCCAACCAGGAACACCGGGCCAACCAGGCAAACCAGGCCAACCAGGAACACCAGGCGAACCAGGCAAACCCGGCCAGCCAGGCUACCCAGGAGGACCAGGACAACCUACACAGCCCGGCUACCCAGGUCAACCAGGGCAGCCAGGAUACCCAGGUCAACCAGGAACACCAGGCGAACCAGGCAAACCCGGCCAGCCAGGCUACCCAGGAGGACCAGGACAACCUACACAGCCCGGAUACCCAGGUCAACCUGGACAGCCAGGAUACCCAGGUCAACCAGGUACACCAGGACAACCAGGCCAACCAGGAACACCGGGCCAACCAGGCAAACCAGGCCAACCAGGAACACCAGGCGAACCAGGCAAACCCGGCCAGCCAGGCUAC
This is a messenger RNA of Vanessa tameamea, 432 nucleotides long. RefSeq names its product putative cuticle collagen 155. The record is from RefSeq and is a predicted model, not a curated record. NCBI's taxonomy places the organism in Eukaryota, Metazoa, Arthropoda, Insecta, Lepidoptera, Nymphalidae. The transcript is spliced from 2 exons. The annotation marks the transcript as partial.